GCUCACGGCUGCUUUGCAAUGCCAGGCAGUCGAGGUGAGUCGAGUCGAGUCGAGUAGAGCCGAGUCGAACCUCUUGGAAUCAGUCUGAGACGUGGCCCCAUCGCAUCCUUUUCGUUUGUUACGGUAUCCUUGUGCGCAGCUACCACCUGUUGAAAUCGAACGAUCUUAUCAUGCAUCGUCGUAAUUAAGUAGUUCGAUACAUCGAAAUGAUUACGUUUUGAAAUCAUAUAUUUUAAUUAUCCAGUGAAACAUCGUGGUUCAUCGAUUGCGCGGAAACACGUUUUCUUUUGUUGUGUCUUACCACCAAAAGUGGAAUCACUUGUAUAAUUUUGUUUUUUUCUUGGUUAACGAUAAUAUCAUUCCAGAAGUGCUAGUUUAAAAUCUAUAAUCUUAGUGCAAUGAUUUUGUGUAUGCAACACUGAAAGAUCAACUGGAAGUUUAGUAGAAAAUAUUCAAAAGAUUAUUGACUUCUAAGAAGGGAGAAAUUAAUUAAUGAGGGGUGUCCAUGCCGAGUGUCAAGAAAAAUCAACUGGAUGAUCUUAGGAGUGCGAGAAGAAAAUUCUCACUGGGACCAGUUGUGUGGAAUACAACGAAAAUUAUUAUACAGUCGAGGCUGUAAAAGUGACACGUUCGUGUUUGAAAAUGUCAUCAAGUACACGUACCAUGAUAAUGUCAGGAUUGAUUCUAUUGGUAUUAGCAGUAGUAUCGUUCAGGGAAGUGCAAGGACACGUUGCCUUGACUUUUCCAAGAGCAAGGAAGUAUGACUUGGAUUUUUUGGACAAUGCUAGAACACCUGGCCCAUGUGGAAUGCCUCGUGGUGAUAUUAAAACUAGUUUAUUAUCUGGGAGUAACUUCAACGUCACAUGGCAUCUAGCUUAUCCUCAUCGAGGUGGAUUUCGGCUGCAAAUCUUGGAUGCUCUUGAUAGACCAUUAAUUGAUUUAACUCCUGUGACAAAAAAUAGUGAAUUCGUUGAAGAUGAUGCUACGGCACAGAAUUAUGCCGUGCAAUUACCUCAAAAUUUCACUUGUACAGAUUGCACAAUUCGGCUUCUUCGAGAAGCUGAGGAAUGGGGUUCAAGUUAUAGAUUUUGGUCUUGUGCAGAUAUCGAUAUCAUUGAUAGAAAGACAUAUAGAGAAGAUUGCAGCGGUCAUGGUCGAUAUCUAUUAGGUCGAUGUAGAUGUGAUCGGCUAUAUCACGGUAUAAGGUGUGAAUUUAAGGAGGAAUGUCUGGACGAUUCAGACUGUGGUAUUCAGGGCACGUGCAUUAACAAUGGCGGCACAACCGCGCCCACCAAGCAGUGCUACUGCAACAUCGGUUGGUUCGGACCGGGUUGUGCAAAAAGAUCUCCAAUUAAAACCAUAGAUGUAGAAUUGGAUAUUUAUACUAUGAAGAAGUUUUCUGACAAUUUUACUUUUUAUUGGCGUAUAUUAAAAGAAAGUAAAGAACUCGAGGGUAUUAUGGUAGUAAAUGGUACAAAUUGGGUCGGUGUUGGAUGGCGACCAAGUAAUUUGAUGCCUACUUGUCGUUCUUUCCCUGAUAUUCAAGAACAUCCAAAAGGUGAACCGCUUCCACGGCCAGAACCAAAAGCAGAACCAGAACCAAAAACUGAGCCUAAACCAGAAUCUGAACCAGAACCUAAAUCUGAGCCUGAACCUGAACCUAAAUCUGAACCUAAACCUGAGCCUGAGCCUGAGCCUGAACCUAAACCUGAGCCUGAACCUGAACCUGAACCUGAGCCUGAAUCUGGAAUUGAAAGAUCUGGUACCAGGAGAAGAUCAGCUAAAGUUCAUGAUAUUGCUUCUGUGACUUCAACUCUCCAAUCUGAUACUGAUGUCACAGUGCAAACCAGUGUGACAUAUCGUGUCAGUACAAAGCAAGGACGUAAGAAAAGAUCACCAGAAUCUACAGGAAUUUCUACAAACGGGGAAUUCAUCGCCGAGCCGAGCACUGUUGACAACACGUCUGAACCUAUAUCAGAACCAGAACCUAAAUCCGAGCCUGAACCUAGCCCAGAAUUAGAGCCGAAAUUUAAACUGAAAUCAACUUCAGUGCCUGAACCAAUAUUCAAACCAGAAUCUGAAUCAGAACCUAAUUCUGAGCCUGAACCUAAAUCCGAACCAGAACCUAGCUCUGAACCCGAACCCAAAUCCGAACCAGAACCGGAGCCGAAAUCUGAACCAGAACCAAAGUCCGAACCGGAACCCAGUUCCGAACCAGAGCCAAAGUCUGAACAGGAACCUAAGUCAGAACCGGAACCAAGUUCUGAACCGACUUCGGAACCAGAACCGAUUUCGAGUCCCAAAUCAAGCGCAACGAAAGCUAUCCUACCUAAAACGCACAAGUAUACGCCAAAACACGAUUUCAACCCUAUGGACUGCACAGACAUUAUAAUAGGAUCAGCACGAGGUAAUAGUCACAGAAUUGGUGACUAUUAUACUAGAGAUAGAUCUACACCAAGAAAAGACGAAUAUUGGGGUGGAAGAGAUACAUUGACUGCUGCAAUGGGCUUUGAACGCGAUGGUGUUACAACGAUACUUUUUAGAAGAAAAUUGGCAACAAAUGAACCAACUGACUAUGAAAUUAUUGAUGGUAAUAUGCAAGUGAUAUGGGCUAAAGGACAAGAAUCUGGAAAAUAUAUUCAUCAUCCACCGAGUGGCAUUGAAAAAGCCAAAAUUAGUGUGAAAGACUUUUACAAGGCUGAUGAACUUAAAUAUCAUGGACAUGGAGAACAAAGAGGAACAGUGACGCUUAAUUUCUUUGAUGAAAAGAAAAAACAAGAAAUGAUAAGUGAAGAUGGUGUACCAAUGCCAAUUUCAAAUUGUAGCGGUGAGUGGCAUUAUCCGAAACAUUGUUCAUCUAUAAAUGGUACUUGUGAAUACUCUAUUCAGUGGACAUACAAAGGACGAAAGGAUCAAUUAUCAUUUGUUAUUUCCACAACUAAUACAAACGUUUGGACUGGUGUUGGAUUCUCUGAUGAUGAUAAAAUGUCACAAACAGACGCAAUAUUGGGUUGGGUUGAUGAAAAGUCAGGUCGAGCUUUUCUCAUGGACACUUGGAUCAGCGGAUAUAAUGCUCCGUUGCUCGAUCCAUCUCAAGAUAUUUAUAAUACGGGCGGUAGUAAAGUGGAUGGUGUAACGACACUCAAAUUCUCAAGGAAACGAAUAACAAAGGACAAUAGAGAUCUUUCUUUCACAGAUGAUCACUGCUUAUAUAUGAUGUACCCAGUCAAGGGUGGUAUUUUCAAUGCUGUCAGCAAGAAAAUACGUAAACACGACGCCGUGCCUAUUGUCUCCGCUGAAAGAAUAUGCAUAAAAUCUUGUGGUCUUGAAGAAUUUGAAGAUCUUACGACACCAGCACCUCCAAGGUUAUAUUAUGAUGUGGAAGUAAAACUCAUAAAUUUGGGUGAUGGUUUUACAGCGCCUAUUCCGGGUAGUUCAGAUUUUGAAGUUAUUUCAAAUACGAUAUCUGAUAGCUUUGGUCCAGUUUUUAACAAAUUACCAGGCUAUUAUCAAAUCCGUCUUGUUGAGUUACAAAAGGAUGAUGACCAAAAUGGUGUUAUUGCACGCAUGGAUCUGAUCUUAGAUAAAAAUGAAAUCAAAGGUAGAUCGUUGAAACCUAUAGAUACCAGUGCAGCUGCAGAAAAAGCAUUAAAAGAAGCUCUCAUUACUGGAAAAGUCGGUGCAUUAAAUGUAGAUCCACAAUAUAUGUUUAUUAGAGCUCCUCGAGUAAAUGAUGUAGGUGGAGGAGAUGCGAAUGAAGAAUCGUCAAUCACAUCGAAUCUAUUUCUUGAUUCGACAAAACUAUAUAUCGUUGUUGGAUGUGUUGCUGCCUUGCUUGCUCUUGUUCUAUUGCAAGCAAGUUGUACUCUUUAUAGAUCGUCGAGGAGACGAGCGACAAAGAGGGUGUACUCGCUGCCUCUGGCUUCUUGUGAUGCGCCCAACCCGAUUCAUCGUACGAACGCGACGCGGUAUCAUCGAAAAAACGGCGAUCAUCAUCAUCAUCAUCACCAUCAUCAUCUUCGGCAUCAUCAUCAACACGCUCCAUAUGAAAUGCAUCGUCCUAAUCCCAGCUGGAUCGUUUGAUCGCCAAUAACGCUUGGAAGGAUUACGCUUCAGGUGCGAACACAAAUUUUGCUUUCGAGGCGUUCGAGACAGAAGAAAAGGCCCCACCACCCCCAGUUUCCAGUUUACCUCGUCACAGAGAAAUGACCGGAAACGGAAUCGGCACGGAUACCGUGGAAGGCCCUAAUAGGAUAAUAGGGCCACGAGCUACGUAUAGUUUGCCACGUGCACCGGGUUCGAGGCACACAGCACCCAUUCAACCUGGUUAUUAUACACAAGAUCGCAGGGAUCACUAUCAACGAUCGAAGAAUAAUAUGCACAAUUUAACAAGCGGUGGUGUAUCCACUCAACCGAAUCAGCCUGAUUUUUAUUUCAUGCCCAGUCAACGUAAAUACAGUGGUGAAGUUGUGCGCGUGUACGUGGAUUAUGGAAGUCAGGCGCCGAAAUAAUCGAAGGAAGCAUGUUAGAAUCUACAAAAAAAAAAAAAAAAAAAAAAAAAACGAACGAACGAUAAGAAAAUGCAUCAGUGACAGUGCUGCCCUCUUUUCAGCCUUUCCUCGUUCAUAAAUCCAAAGCGGACGAUUAAUAUAUAUAUCGCUUCAGUGAAGCGACAUUGUACAUAAAACAUGUGUUUAGUGGACCUGGAGAAAACGAGACUUCGAAACGAGCCCUUUCCUCCGGUGCUUCUUUAAAUAUUUUUUUUUUUCCUUUUUUUUUUUUUUUUUUUUUUUUUUUUUUCCAUUUGACGGAUCGUUGUUCUAUUAUUUUUUCCCGUUGUCGUAUUUGCUCGAUUACUUACGAGCGUCGAACGGGGGCAACACGCACGGUUUCGUUUUAAAGGAAUUACGCAGAAGUGGCGCUUACGACCAAAGAGUUAUCGAUAAGGCGCACUCGGUGCGCGGUUCUGUACAAAAGCGCGUGAAGAAACACACAACACAAUAUCACUGUAAUUCUCGAUGCGUAUCCCGAUACGUGUGGAAUGUAUCCAAAUUCGUGCGUCAUUACAAGCAAUAUUUUACAUGUAUUUACGAGCAAGCAUGGAUGUUUGAGCAAUAAAACGUUUGUACAUUUUUUCUAAUUGAA
This is a messenger RNA of Apis mellifera (honey bee), 5145 nucleotides long. RefSeq lists its product as uncharacterized. Bases 643 to 4083 code for a protein of 1146 amino acids. The transcript has 18 exons. NCBI's taxonomy places the organism in Eukaryota, Metazoa, Arthropoda, Insecta, Hymenoptera, Apidae. The record is from RefSeq and is a predicted model, not a curated record.